Molecule: messenger RNA, 1038 nt
Organism: Gryllus bimaculatus (two-spotted cricket)
Lineage: Eukaryota; Metazoa; Arthropoda; Insecta; Orthoptera; Gryllidae
Source: the annotation of a GenBank genome assembly
AUGGCACCGACAAAGCAGCUUCGCCCACUCCUUGCACCCGUUGGUCACGGGCUUUCUCGCUCCUCUCUCUCCCUGGGCCGGGUUUUCCUUCCCCUGGACAUUGCCACCCCUGUAUCCUUCGCCUUUGUCCUCGCCCUUGGCCCGCCCCUCUUCGACCGGCACUCUCGUCGUACACUCUCGUCCGCACUCCUCGUCCGCACUCCGUCCGCGCGAGCCGUCGCCCGGCCUCGCCCGGGCCUCUACCGGGCCCUCGCCCGGGCCCUCGCCGGGCCUCGCCGGCCUCGCCGGGCUCGCCGCGCCCUCGCCCGCGCCUCCUCCGCGCCUCUGCCCGCGCCUCAGCCCGCGGCCCUGCACCGCCGCCCCUCGCCGCGCCCUCGCCCGGCUCGCCCACGCCUCGCCCUCGCCCUCGCCUCGCCUCGCCUCGCCUCGCCUCGCCCCUCGCCCUCGCCCUCGCCCUCGCCAUCGCCCUCUGCCUCAGCCACUCGCCUCGCCCUCGCUCGCCCUCGCCCUCGCCUCGCCCUCGCCCUCGCCCUCGCCCUCCCUCGCUCGCCCUCGCCUCCGCCCUCGCCCUCGCCCUCGCCCUCGCCCUCAUGCCUUCGCCCGCGCCUUUCGCUCGUGCCUUGCGGUGAGUACUUUUCCUUACCCCUGGCGGCGGCGGCGUUGGUGAGUGACUGCAGCGGCGGCGGCGGGGCGGCGGCUGGCUUUGAGGCGGGCGAAAUGGGGCCCCCGAAGUAUCGGUUGAGGACUUGGAUGGCGAGAGGUGCGGCAGAGGAUAGUUCCUAUCCAGGUCGAGGCCCGUGGGUAAUGCAAUUGGCGUGGCGGCGAGGGUGGUUGGCAGGUCCCUGGGCGGGUCACGGGGUUGGGCGCCGGGGGCGGGGCGGGAGAGGAGCUGAAAGCGCCUCGGUCGCACCUCGAGGAGCGGGCGCUGGAGCGUGGCUGGACCGCCUCACGGGCGCGCUCACCCAGGCGAAGGCUUCAAGUGUAGAGAGGGUGGCACGGAGGAGUGGGAGUGGCUGUGGCAGUGGCAGUGGCAGAUAA